CUCCUCUUAAUCUUUUUAUCUUUCACUUUCAUGGCGUUUUUCUUUCUUCACCUAAAUUUUUCAUUUUCUCUCUCCUCUUUCUGCAACUAGUAAGUCGGACCACUUGUACUACUAGUAUACCACGCCACAAAAUCUCUCACUUCUCUCCUCAUUUUUCUCGCCACUUUCUCUCUCCUCUUUCUUCUUCAGCAUUUUUUAUUUCCUUUUUUUCUUCACUCGGUGAGUUUUUUAUUUUUUUAUUUAUUUUUUUUCUUCGCUCAACAAUGAUUCGCAUCAUCAUCAUGUGGUUUCUCAAUAUGAUCAAGAAGCAUCUGUCUCGUCUGAUGGCUUGGGGAAACAUAUAUAAGAGGCGCAUCAGAGUCUUUACCUUAGCCUUAAUAAUUUACCUGGAUUAUAAGGCUUUGCAGAAGAGAAGUAAAUGGAUUAAAAACAAAUCUAAAAAGGCUUCUGUAUGGAAGAAGGCUCAUGAACGCAAUGCUAGGCGUAUACUUAAAUUUAUGAUACAAAUGGAGGGUUUGUGGGUAAAACUUGGGCAAUAUUUGUCUACACGUGCUGAUGUUCUUCCUGAGCCCUAUAUACAGCUUCUCAAACAGCUACAGGAUUCCCUUCCUCCCCGACCCGUAAAUGAGGUCCGUAAUACUAUCGAGGAGGAGUUCGGAAAACCGGUGGAGGAGCUGUUCUCAGAAUUUGUAGAAGUACCCCUGGCUACAGCAUCCAUAGCACAGGUUCAUCGUGCUACACUGAGAAAUGGACAGGAAGUGGUGGUCAAAGUUCAGCAUGAGGGUAUUAAGCAUGUCAUAUUGGAGGACUUGAAGAACGCGAAGUCAAUUGUUGAGUGGAUAGCAUGGGCUGAACCUGUUUACAAUUUCAACCCCAUGAUAGAUGAAUGGUGCAGAGAAGCACCAAAAGAACUUGAUUUUAACAUUGAAGCUGAUAAUACCAGAAAGGUGGCCAGCAAUCUUGGUUGCGACAAGAAAAAUAAUGAUACUGAGGUCACCAAUGAUGUUGAUGUUCUGAUUCCGGAAGUUAUACAGUCAACUGAGAAAGUGAUAAUUUUGGAGUACAUGGAUGGGGUUCGCUUAAAUGAUUUUGAUGCUCUGCAAGCACUCGGUGUUGAUAGAAAAAGACUUGUGGAAGAAAUUACACGUGCAUAUGCCCACCAAAUCUAUGUUGAUGGAUUCUUCAAUGGCGAUCCACAUCCUGGGAACUUUCUUGUGAGCAAACAAUAUCCGCACCGUCCAAUUUUGCUAGACUUUGGCCUCACAAAGUCACUUCCAACCACUACAAAACAAGCUCUGGCAAAAAUGCUUUUAGCAGCUGUGGAGGGAGAUCAUGUGGCACUUUUGUCUGCAUUUGCAGAAAUGGGACUCAAGCUGCGCAUGGACUUACCCGAGCAGGCAAUGGAGGUGACAACAGUAUUCUUCCGUAACUCAACUCCUGCUAGUGAAGCUGCUGAAACAUUAAAAAAUUUCAGUGAAGAAAGAGCAAAAAAAUUGAAGGCCCUCCAGGAAAAAAUGCAACUUGAUGACAAAGAAGUUAAACGUUUUAAUCCUGUUGAUGCCUUUCCUGGAGAUAUAGUGAUAUUUUCACGGGUGCUUAAUCUUUUAAGAGGUCUUUCUGCCACUAUGGAUGUUCGUAUUGUCUACUUUGAUAUCAUGAGACCAUUUGCCGAGUCUGUUUUAGGCGGAAUCAUUAAUAUGGGUCCAGAAACAAAUAGACAAUGGCUCUGUGACACUCCUGUACGUUCAGACGUGGAGAGAAAGCUGCGGAAGCUCCUGAUCGAUCUGGGAAAUGCCGGAAAGAUACUUGGAGUUCAGAUUUGUGCCUACAAAGAUGGGGAAGUCAUCAUCGACACUGCUGCUGGAGUGCUAGGAAAGUAUGAUCCCCGUUCAGUCCAGCCUGAUUCACUGUUUCCUGUCUUUUCAGUGACAAAGGGUAUCACAGCAGGAUUGAUACAUUGGUUAGUCGAGAAAAGAAAAUUAAGGUAUGAUGAAACUAUUGCUUCUAUUUGGCCUGAAUUUGCAUCAAACAACAAGGAUAUGAUAAAGGUUCAUCAUGUUCUUAAUCAUACAUCUGGUCUCCACAAUGCAUUGGCCAACAUCAUGAAAGAAAGUCCUCUAUUGGUAUCUGAUUGGAAUGAGUGUUUGCAACAAAUUGCUCAGUCUACUCCUGAGGGGGAGCCUGGUCAACUACAGUUGUAUCAUUAUCUCUCAUUUGGAUGGCUAUGUGGCGGAAUUGUUGAGCGUGCAAGUGGGAGGAAAUUCCAGGAGAUUCUUGAAGAAGCAAUCAUACGUCCACUAAGUAUUGAGGGCGAGCUGUAUAUUGGGACUCCCCCAGGAGUUGAAGAUCGACUAGCAGCACUUACUCUGGACACCGAUGAUCUCAAGAAACUGUCUGCUUUAGAUGCCCGUUCUGACUUGCCUUCCACCUUCCAACCAAGUCAAAUUGCUCAGGUUGCUACUGCGCUCCCAGCCCUCUUCAAUUCUCUUUUUGUCCGCCGUGCUAUCAUACCUGCUGCUAAUGGACACUGCUCCGCUCGUGCUCUUGCACGUUAUUAUGCUUCGUUGGCUGAUUUUGGAACUAUUCCAAAACUUCCCUCCUCGUCACCGCCCCUUGGCAGCCACACCCAUAUCCCAAAGUUUCCAUCUGAGAAGCUUCCUAAGAGAGAGACCAGCACCCAUAAGAAGCGUCUAAAUCUGGUUUCUCUAUGCAGAACCAUGAUGUCUGAAAAUUUUAGUUAUGAAAAAGGUAAAAAGACUGCCAAGGGUCCCACUUAUGAUAGGGUUCCAAGUGACGAGGGUAGUAGCGGUAGCGAUAGCAGUCAUGCUGAACAAAAACUUGACAGUGAUGUGAAUGGUGAUGAUCAUGAAAAGACGCCUGAGAAACUUUUCACCAACCCUGGAAUUCAUGAUGCCUUCAUGGGUCUCGGAGAAUAUGAGCAUUUGGCCUUGCCAAAUGGAGAUUUCGGGCUAGGAUUUAAGCGGAUAACUUCCGCUGAUGGAUCCAUUAUUGGCUUUGGUCACUCAGGAAUGGGUGGGUCAACUGGUUUCUGUGACAUCAAAAAUAAAUUCUCAAUUGCCAUUACCCUAAACAAAAUGUCAUUUGGGGCUGUCACUGGAGAGAUUAUUCAGCUGGUUUGCUCAGAGUUGAAUCUCCCUUUACCAAAGGAGUUGAAAGGUCUGGAAGGAAAUUUAGAGCUAAAUUCUGGAAGGCCUUUGAUUAAUUGAUUUCCUCUCUUGUGAAUUGUGAUCAUAAAAAAAGUUUUGUUGUGCGUUUUGAGUUUCUGUUCGUAUUGAUGUAUAUUUAUCAGAUCUGAAGCUGAAGAUUAGCGGAAGCAAUUGUAUAAAGAUGACGGAUGCUACAAGCAAAGUUGUAUAAAUUUCUUGAUAAACAAUUUUAUUAAUUAAA
Messenger RNA from Beta vulgaris subsp. vulgaris (sugar beet), 3408 nucleotides. RefSeq lists its product as uncharacterized. The transcript has 19 exons. The coding region runs from base 264 to 3227 and encodes 987 amino acids. Lineage: Eukaryota; Viridiplantae; Streptophyta; Magnoliopsida; Caryophyllales; Amaranthaceae. Gene Ontology annotation, cellular component: Golgi apparatus; endoplasmic reticulum. The record is from RefSeq and is a predicted model, not a curated record.